UCUCUCUCAUCAGUGAUUCUUUUUUUUUACUUCUCGAGCACUGCAUUUGUCGCGUUCAAUUGGCAGCGGGGUGUGCAUGGCCACACGCACGCACGCACAGAUACACAGUCAUGGUGCGACGGUAUGCGCCGGUAUGGCGGUGGUCAGUGGCCGUGUUGCUGGUGGUGGGUCUGAGUUUGUUGCGGGCGGAUGAGCAGGAGGAGGCUGGUGCUGUGACGGCGCCCGAGCUGGAUGCGGAGGCGACGCCCGAGCACGAGAAGCGCUUUGCUCAGGGGAUGGCGUUGAUUGCCAACGAGGCCGUGCGUGAGGGCUAUCGCGUUGUGCAAGAGGCCUCGGACCUGGGCAGUGACGCGGCGCGUGUGACCCUGGCUCUGAGCUACCUCUACGGCAACAGCACGGCCACCCCGCGCAACUUGACCCGGACCUUUAUCCUCUGCAAGGAGGGCGCUGAUCAAGGCCUGCCCGAAAGCGAGUGGUGUCUCGGUUUUCUCUAUGCCAUGGGUUUGGGUGUGGACGCGAGCCAAGCCAAGGCCCUGCUCUAUUAUACUUUUGCUGCCCUCGGAGGCAGCAUCAACGCCCAAAUGUCCAUGGGCUUUCGCUACAUGUCGGGUGGGGCCGUGGCCAAGGAUUGUGAGGCCAGCCUGGGGUACUAUCGACCCGUCGCCGAAGCUGUUGAAGCAUUGGUUCACGAAGCCGGCGCAGUUGUCGUGGAGCGUCAGCGCAUUAGCAUCACGGGCCACAAAAAGGCGCGCACCAUGGGCAGUCCCGAAGUGGUGCAAUAUUACCAAUACUCGGCCGACCGAGGCGACGCCCCAAGCCAGUUGACCCUGGGUCAAUUACACCUGCAGGGUCACGGCGUUCCACAAGACUUUCAACGCGCGCGCCACUAUCUCGAACUCGCUGCUGGCAACGGUGACCCCGAUGCCAUGGCUUCGCUCGGCGACAUGUACGUCAACGGCCUUGGCGUGGAACAAGACAACGCCACCGCCCUCAAGUAUCUGGAAACGGCUGCCCAACGCAACAGCGCUGCCGGCCGUACCAGCCUCGGCGUCAUGUACCUCAACGGCUGGAGUGUUCAGCGUGACCCGGAAAUGGCCUACAAGCUCUUUCACAAAGCUGCCGCCGCCGGCCACCCAGACGGUCAGCACAAUCUGGGCAGUCUCUACUAUAGCGGCACUGGCACCACCAAGGACUACCGCAAGGCCAUGCACUACUUUACUCUGGCCGCACAGCAGGGCCACGUCCUGGCCAUGUACAACCUGGCCCUCAUGCAUGGCCAUGGCAUUGGCACAUCCCGCUCUUGUGAAUCAGCUCGCGGCCUGCUCAAAAAUGUGGCCGAGCGCGGCGAGUGGGGUCGGGAACUCAUGAACGCCCAUGAGAUUUACGAGAGUGGGGACACGGAUGAGGCCCUCUUGCGGUACCUCGUGCUUGCUGAAAUGGGCUACGAGGUGGCGCAGCACAACGCCGCGCUUCUCAUGGACGCGGGCCGCAGCACCUUGUUUCCCUUUGAUCGCAUCGACGUGCAACAGCGUGCCCUGCUCAACUGGCAGCGCUCAGCUGACCAAGGCGCGACCCAGUCCCGCCUCAAGGUCGGCGACUACCACUACUACGGCCUUGGCGUUGACGCCAGCCUCGAAGCCGCAGCUCAAGAAUACCGCUCCGCCGCCGACCACAACAACCAUCAGGCCAUGUUCUACCUCGGAUCGAUGCAUCACUUUGGCCUCGGCCUCGAUCGGGACCUCCAUCUUGCCAAGCGCUUCUAUGACCUGGCCAUCGAGACCUCGGCCGAAGCCUAUGUCCCCACCAUCCUGGCGUUAUAUCACUUGUACGGCCUGUUUGCGCUCGAGUAUGCCCAAGAGUACUUGCAUAACCUGGAGCUGCCCGCGUCUCUUGCCAAGACCAUGGAUGUCAUGAUGACGGGUGAUUUCGACGCUCUCAUCGAAGGUAACGAAAUGCCAAUUUUGAUGUUUUUGACGGCACUGCUGGUUGUGGUGCUCUUGACCCGGCAGCUACGCCGCCACCAAUACCAGCAGUUUGUGCUAGCUCAGCAACGCCUGGCCGAGGCUCAGCGCCAACGUGAGGCCGCGGCGGCGGCGGCUGCUGCUGCUGCUGCUGCUGCAACCACAGAAAGCCAAGUUGCCGAAGCCGUCGCUGCACCAGCGCCGGAUGAGGGGCAAUAGCUGUGGGCCAACAUACAACCCGCCAAUGCCCACUCUGUGCAGUCAUGUCUGGUUGUCCCUGAUCCCCCCUCCAAGCCCGCCUGCCGAUCUGGCUGCCAACCGUGUUGGCUGUCUUGUUGGUGCGCCGGGCUCGGAUGCAGGAGCCUUGUGAGGCUGCUGCUGUGUCAAUGUCAUGUUCGUGUCGUCCCGGCGUCUGGCAGCUGUCCGUGUCCCAGGACAGGUCGUGCCGCUGAUAUGUAGCCUUAUUAAACAUUUGAAAUGAUUUGUGUUGCGUCUC
Molecule: messenger RNA, 2457 nt
Organism: Monosiga brevicollis MX1
Lineage: Eukaryota; Choanoflagellata; Craspedida; Salpingoecidae
Exons: 4
Coding region: 111-2180 (689 amino acids)
Biological process (GO): ERAD pathway
Cellular component (GO): endoplasmic reticulum membrane
Molecular function (GO): protein binding
Source: RefSeq, a predicted model, not a curated record